AUGGUCGCCAGCGUUAAGCACUUUAUCGUGUCUGAGUACGGCCUCAACACCCGUAACUUGAAAGGCGAAAUCCUCGGAGAUUGGCUCAAAGCCAAGACGAAGGCGGUUGAUUAUCUAAUCAAGAAAGCCAAGGAGAACCUCAGUUUUACUUGGACAGGUAUCGGAACAAGUCUUUUCUUCGACUGGAGUAUUACGAGAGGAAUCUACGGCAUCUCGUUAGAGAACAAGAGCAUUACCAUCUUUGACUCCGGAAAUCAAACAGUCUCCACGACGUCGCUGUCCUUCUUGGCAGAGGGCAUCGUCGCCGUGUUGCAGCAUCCUGCCGAAACGGCCAACAAGUACAUCAACAUUGUUGAGUCUGAAGUGACACAAAACCAGCUCCACAAUCUGUUCGAGGAGGAGACUGGAACCAAUUUUACGGUUAAGCACAAGACCGCUGAUGAAGCCGAGAAGGUCGGCAAGGAGAAGCUGGCAGCCGGCGGAAGAUUUCCCUUCGAGGAGUUCCUUCAGAAGUACUAG
Colletotrichum spaethianum is the source of this 519-nucleotide messenger RNA. RefSeq lists its product as uncharacterized. The transcript is spliced from 2 exons. The record is from RefSeq and is a predicted model, not a curated record. The coding region runs from base 1 to 519 and encodes 172 amino acids. Lineage: Eukaryota; Fungi; Ascomycota; Sordariomycetes; Glomerellales; Glomerellaceae.